Messenger RNA from Panicum hallii, 1230 nucleotides. Its product is annotated as coiled-coil domain-containing protein 124. The coding region runs from base 249 to 959 and encodes 236 amino acids. The transcript is spliced from 4 exons. Gene Ontology annotation, cellular component: nucleus. Gene Ontology annotation, molecular function: transcription coactivator activity. Lineage: Eukaryota; Viridiplantae; Streptophyta; Magnoliopsida; Poales; Poaceae. Gene Ontology annotation, biological process: transcription by RNA polymerase II. The record is from RefSeq and is a predicted model, not a curated record.
CUCAAGCAACGACCAACACCGCGUACAGAACAAGCUUCUCGAACGCGUGCCCUAGCUUGACUCACCCGGCCACCCCACACCGCCGUCCAAUUUCUCCAGCCAAGGCACAAGGCACCUCACCUCGCCCACAGCGUAACGUAGCCGCCCCCCACCCCCCAAAUCGCGUGGCUGAGUCCAGAUUGCAGUUGCUUCCGGCAAUCCCGCCGUCCCCAAGCCCCACGCCGCAGCCGCCGCACGCUGGGGGCGCGAUGCCGAAGAAGAUGGGCGUGAACUCCAAGGCGGAGGCGGCCCGCGAGCGGCGAUCCGCCGCGGAGGCCGACCGCCGGGACCGCCAGGAGCGCGCCAAGGAGGAGCAGUACUGGGCGGAGGCCGAGGGCCCCAAGUCCCGCGCCGCGCGCCGCCGGGAGGAGGACGCCGAGAAGCGCGCCGAGGCCGCGGCGCGCAAGGCCGAGAACCGCCGCCUCGCCGAGGCCGAGGCCGCCGCCGCCGCUGCGUCCGCGUCGGCGCCGUCCAAGGCCGCCGCGCGCAAGGCGUCCCGCGUCGCCGCCCCGCCGCCCAAGGUCACCGAGGCCGAGCUCGCGCGCCGCCGCGAGGAGGAGAGGCUCCGCCUCGAGUGCGAGGCCGAGGCCGCCAAGAAGCGCGCCGCGCGGAUGGCCGAGGAGGAGGAGUACGAGCGCGUCGUCCUCGUCGCCAACACCAACAGGGACGACUCCAUCAUCGAGGCCAGGUCAGUCGAGGAGGCCAUCGCGCGGAUGUCCGUCGUCGAUCCGCAGGCGGCCCUGCCCGCUGACAAGCAUCCCGAGCGUCGCCUCAAGUCGUCCUUCAAGGCAUUUGAAGAGGCAGAACUCCCCAAGCUGAAGGAAGAAAAGCCUGGCCUAACACUGCAUCAAUACAAAGACAUGAUAUGGAAACUAUGGAAGAAGUCUCCAGACAAUCCUCUUAACCAGGCUGCUGAGUGAUGUUACAUUUCCUACUGAACCACCUGAGCAAUUUGAGAUCAAUCCCCAAGCAGGAUUGGAUGCGCAGCAGAGCUUGAACCAGGCAGAUGUUCAGUUUCUCGGCGAAUAAUCACCAAGCUGCAAUGUAUAUUGAUUAGAGAUUUUACUAAGUUUCCUUUUUGUUCUUAAUAUGGUUGGGGCGUGUUAAUUGUACUUUGAAUUUUGAACAAAUUGGUGCCAUGUGCUGGAUCGUGACAAAUUGAGUUAUAGAGGCAACUUGUUUGGCUUAAUC